UUUUCAUAACUGUUUUUACUAAGUGCAGUUUGUGAAGAUGCCUGAACCAGCGAAAUCCGCUCCUAAGAAGGGAUCCAAGAAAGCCGUGACCAAGACGGCCGCCAAGGGCGGCAAGAAGCGCAGAAAGACCAGGAAGGAGAGCUACGCCAUCUACGUGUACAAGGUGCUGAAGCAGGUGCACCCGGACACCGGCAUCUCGUCGAAGAUCCAGACCGCCGUGCGCCUGCUGCUGCCCGGAGAGCUGGCCAAGCACGCCGUGUCCGAGGGCACCAAGGCCGUCACCAAGUACACCAGCUCCAAGUAAACCCGGCCCGCCCGUCCCGGAUCUACGAACCCAAAGGCUCUUUUAAGAGCCAC
This is a messenger RNA of Lepisosteus oculatus (spotted gar), 357 nucleotides long. The record is from RefSeq and is a predicted model, not a curated record. NCBI's taxonomy places the organism in Eukaryota, Metazoa, Chordata, Actinopteri, Semionotiformes, Lepisosteidae.